Messenger RNA from Ostertagia ostertagi, 234 nucleotides. The record is from the annotation of a GenBank genome assembly. Lineage: Eukaryota; Metazoa; Nematoda; Chromadorea; Rhabditida; Trichostrongylidae.
AUGGGAGUGGUCAGAUCCGCGAUUGAGCAGCAUGCACAAGAAGAAGGACUGAUAACCAACAACAACUUGAUUGAUGAGAGACCGGGAAACGUCGGUGGGAAAUUCGCAGUUACCUACGCCGUCGUCGAUGUGGGAUGUGAGCAGUUGAGAAGCUUCAUCACGGGAGCGAAAGAGAUGUCGCCGAUUAUCAACUUUGUCACGGUUGAAUGCGACGGGAAAGAAACAGUUUUAUAG